AAACAAAGAUAGAGAGAGAAAAUAUAUAGAGACAGUUUUGGAGAGAGAGAGAGAGAAAAAAAAAAACAUUUUGGAUCUAAACCCGUCUUCGUUCGUUCCCGUUCUUCCCCUUCUCUGCUUCAAAACCAUGAGAAUCAGAAAGCAUGCGAAGAUCUCAGGCCACUUGUUCUCGCAAACCUCAGGCUCUUAUCUCCUUCCUCAACGACAGCUUCUUCAGACCCAUGUGUGUCAGCUCAACCAGUCACCAUGGGAUGUGAUAAACUUCCCACCUGAUUCAGCAUCAACAUCUCCAUACCAGGUGGAUAUAGACGAUAGCUUCACAGGAAAUGGGAGCUUAGGAGACUCUAUAGGACCUGUCGAGAGCGUUGCGUCGAUGAAGAUAUCGGUGGAGGAAGAGAAGGAGAUAAAGGAAGAGGAUGGUCCGAGCCGGGUUUUCUCUGGCGAGAGAGAGGGCCAUCUGGGGUUGGAAAAUGCUGAGGCUAUUAUGUGCUGUAAGAGUGAUGGAAAGGGUUGGCAAUGUAGGAGGGUAGCGAAAGAAGGGCAUUCACUUUGUGAACAUCAUUGGGCCCAGCUCAGGAAUUACAGUAGUUUGGCUCAUCCCGGUAGUAAAAAAUCCGAUAAGGCCUCGGAGAAAGGCGCGGCAAUUCGUCGCCGGCCUCGCACAAAGAAGGCUUCUGUAUCUAAUCCACAUGAAUUUUACUAUUACUCCGGAUUUGGACCGCGUUGGGGCAAGAAGAGAGGUAACACUGUGGAAGUAGCUAAUGUUAGUAGUGACACCAAGCUUGUAGUUGAGCCCGAAAUCACAACAGCAUCAUCGUCGCAUCAGAUUGAUGACGAAGUGUUUGAUUAUAUAGAGGAGGACGAUGACGACGAUGAUGAUGAGGAUGAGAAUCGUGGAAUAGGGAAGAAGAGAGGCCGAAAGCCCAUUAAAGCUAGAUCAUUGAAGUCUCUAAUGUGAAGUUGGAUGAUAGAGCAAUGUGUGUAUGUUGAAUGUUUGAUUAUCGUAAUUGUACUAGUUUUUGUGUUGGUUAAAGUACUUUUAGGUUUAGAUGACUUUUGUUUUGUAUUUUGUAGCGUUUUGUCGUAGGUGAGAAUAGCAUGUCCUCCUGACAUUGUGAGGAUGUUUAGCGUGUAAUUCAAGUAGACAUUAUUGUUGUGUUUUCGUCCAAAGGGUAGAUUUGUAAUUUGAAGUUCUUAAUAUAGUAUUUUGAAUGGCUUA
Molecule: messenger RNA, 1219 nt
Organism: Cornus florida
Lineage: Eukaryota; Viridiplantae; Streptophyta; Magnoliopsida; Cornales; Cornaceae
Exons: 3
Coding region: 128-958 (276 amino acids)
Source: RefSeq, a predicted model, not a curated record